Mastomys coucha (southern multimammate mouse) is the source of this 3685-nucleotide messenger RNA. It is a transcript of the gene Usp26, whose product is annotated as ubiquitin specific peptidase 26. NCBI's taxonomy places the organism in Eukaryota, Metazoa, Chordata, Mammalia, Rodentia, Muridae. The record is from RefSeq and is a predicted model, not a curated record. The coding region runs from base 732 to 3272 and encodes 846 amino acids. The transcript has 7 exons. Gene Ontology annotation, cellular component: cytosol; nucleus. Gene Ontology annotation, biological process: protein deubiquitination; G1/S transition of mitotic cell cycle. Gene Ontology annotation, molecular function: cysteine-type endopeptidase activity; cysteine-type deubiquitinase activity.
AUCAACUGCCUAUAAAAGGGAGGCUCACGGGGUGCUCGGCCUCCAUUUUGCCUCCGCUUUUGGAGUGGUCUGUGCUAGACUCUAUGCUCCUGUAAGCUGAGGGGGUGGUAAACUCCUGAGACUAACAGGACAGCAAGGAGACAAAAAGCCAAAGACCAAAGACCGUUUCGGAGUAGCAAAGGGGAGCUUCGACGGUGAGUGUCCACAUUAACUGGCAGUCUUGACCAGAAGUGCGGACCAGACCAGCGCAAACCGGACCAGACCGGAACCGGCGCAGACCAGACCGGAAACCAGCGCAGACAGCGGCAUAGACUGGGAACUUUAGCGAAGUUCUUCUGAGCAAGAGCACCUUUGUUCCAGUCAGGUAGUGCUUGACAACCUCCUCACAGAAAAUCUAGUUGACAGCAGAAGAAUUGCCUGAACUGUACUGUAAAAAGCAGAACUGCAAGAGUCAAGAGAGUGUUGGACUAUUCAGGCCAGAGGCUCUGUUCCAUACAGCAGCAAAUCCUACAGCUUGAUUGAUCUCUUCACUGUUUCCACCUGUGCUUAGUGCCUGCCUUAAGAUUCUGAUAGAGGUAGUUCUCCAUUGGCAUCCAUUGCUGAGUUGAGAAGCUGUCUCACCUGCAUUUAGCAUCCAGUACCAGUCUCUGGUGAACUUGGGAAACAAAUUGAAACUUCAAGAUUGCUAAUAAUCAGGAUACGUGUGUUUAUUUGCAAAAAAAAAAAAAAGUAUGGAUCCCUUACUGAUACAUGCUCAAGUCCAACUGUGGAGUGCAAAGGCAGGAAUGUCCAAGUCAAGACAUGCAGUCAUUGAAACAUUUAUAGGAAAAAGGGAAGUUAAACUUAUUCUCUAUUUCAGCACUGGAAAGAUUAAAGCUUUUCAACUAUACAAUAAUAUUAAAAGUGUGGUCCUUCGAUCCUAUGGAGAAGACCAGAAUUACCUAAAUUUGACUUUUAAAAAUAAUGAUUUCAUGUUUAUUGAGAACCUCUCCACCAUAGAUGCCAGGCGACUGAAGAAAUUCCUAGACAAAAUCUAUCAAAGUAGUCUUCGGGGAUCCAGGAGAAGUGAUGAGGGAUCUGGUGAGCCUAGCACAAGUGCACAUGAUUUGAGUGACUUGUCACCACCAGAAGUUCACGUGAAAGCAAGUAGUAUGUGCUUUGAAUCAGGCAAAGAAAGUGAAAUGUAUAUGUUUCGUGAGUUGUCUUUGCUUCCAUCCUCAUCAGCCUCACUUAGCACUGUAGGAUUAUUAGAAACACAACUCAUAAAGAGGAAAAGAUUUUUGCCUGAUUUUGAAGGGUGGGAAAAACUGAGCAACCUGAAGGGCAGAAACAGAGAAUUUGAGGCAAAUUUAGUAGUAUCUAUAUCUAAUGAAAAGGGGACAGAAAGGGGUGUGAGAGCAGUAGAAAUCAGUAAGUCAGAAUUUGGAUUUCCAUUUGAGACCAACUAUCCUGAAGAUACUGGCGUGGAUAUUUGUGAUCUGAAUGAUCUCAUUACAAAAUUAUUUUCACCAGUUCUGUUAGAAGCACACUAUAUUGAGAACAGCCUAGACUGGCAUGAUUAUAUGAGUACAUUCUUGCUUUACCCAGAGAAAUCAUGGCAAGGCCUGCCUAAUGUGGGAAACACCUGCUAUAUAAAUGUUGUAUUACAGUCUCUAUGCUCAAUCCCACUGUUUAUUAAUGAUUUAUUCAACCAGGGUUUCCCAUGGAUUAAACCUCCAAAAGAUAAUUUUAACAUGCGUUUAAUGCAACUGCUUGUUUUGAAAGAUAUUUACAAUAUAAGAACUAGACAGAGGUUACUUAUAGGUAUUACAAGAGCCCUCCCAAUAUUUGGAGAGAUAUUUGCUGCCGAUAGGCCGAAUGAUGCUCAUGAGUUUUUAAGUCUCUGUUUAGUUCAGUUGAAGGAGACUAUUCAAAGAGUAACCAUGAUGUGGCAGUCUGAAAAUGAAUCAGGAGAUUAUUAUUUGCUUAAAGAGAUUUUUGCUAAUUAUGCUUCUGUCAACAAAAUGACUGUUUGUCCUGUUACCAAUAAUUUUGAAUUUGAGUUACUGAGCUCCAUUUUUUGUAAAUCCUGUGGCCUGACUGUUUUUAAAAGAGAACCAAAUAGGUAUCUCUCUAUCAACAUUCCUCAAGGAGUGAAUGACCAAACCAUGUCUAUUCAGUCUGCUUUAGAUCUUUUCUUUAAGGAAGAAGAGCUUGAGCAUAGGUGUGAAAGGUGUUUAUACAACAAAUCUGUUUCCUUUCACAAGUUUGGCCGGCUACCCCGGGUUAUUAUUAUUCAUCUGAAGCGCUAUAGCUUUAAUGAGUCACUGGUAAUGAAGAAGGAUGAGCAGCACAUCCUUGUUUCCAAAUACUUAAGGCUGUCUUGUCAUUGCAACAUAAACACAAAACCACCCCCGUCCUUUAGCCCAAAUGACCAUGUUAAGAAUCUUGACUUAUUAAAACCCUUUGGAGAGCUGGGUUCUGAAAUAUUCAAAUCAUCAUUUAAUUCACCCAGUACCUCAAGAGCCAGGGGUUUUCCAAUUGUAAACAUCAGAUCAGAUAGGGAGUCAGAAGCACAAAAUGGGAAGAGGGUCUCUGAAGUGUUGAGUGGACAAGUGCAGCAGGAAGAUCCAGGGAAAGGUGACACAGCAAAUAUAGUUGGGUCAGAGCUUAGAAAUGAGACUGAGAAACUCAAAGAGUUUGUACCUAGUAAUUUAGAUUCUGGUAGCAUCAGUGAGGCUGCUAAAGAUAAUGACCUCAAAAUUCCAGAAAGAUCCCCAAAAUACCAACAGGACGAGAAGUAUAAUGAAGAGAGAAGUGAUAAGCAGGGCUCUCUAGAAGCACUUACUCAAAGCCUUCCAAAACCAAUCUCCCAGGAACAAACAGAAAACCUUGGGAAACCUACAGUGUCCCAUACCCAGAGUGGUGGUCUGAGUUCACAGGGCUCACCAGAUUCCAGUAAGAGCCCUGGAUGCAAUGAUGUUUGUGAUACGAAGGCAAAGCCUACAAGCAAGGUGGAUCCACAAAAUUUAAAUCAAAAAGAAGAUAAUGUGUACAGGCUUGUUAAUGUUAUCAACCAUAUUGGGAACAGUCCCAAUGGAGGCCACUAUACCAAUGAUGCCUUUGACUUCAGGAAGCAGAGUUGGUUCACUUACAGUGAUCUACGGGUGACAAGUGUACAAGAGGAUUUUGUAUAUAAGGCUAGGCUUUCUACUGGAUAUGUCUUCUUUUACAUGCAUAAUGAUCUCUUUGAAGAAAUCUUGGCAAAGGAAGCUGGGUCUACCAGCACAUAAGCAUAUGCCUCACAAUACAUCUCUACUCAAGUACCUCACUUACCUAAACUGAAUAGAGAAAAUUUAUUGACAGUGAAGUUUUCAAUAUUUACUAUGGAAGUCAUAUAAUCCCAAGUUGCUGUUAUAUUGAUUAAAAUGGUUCAUUUUGCUUGCAGUCAUAAACUUUUAGUAAAAGGUACAUUUUCUCUCAUUUCUGCCUUUCUUGCAUGGUCAGCAUAAUAAGUUUAUAAUGAAAAAGCUUUUACAUAUCAGAAGAAAAAACACACCUGCCGAGUCUACCAAGCACUGUUACCCCAGCUUGCUGCUCUCUUGAUCUCAUUUCAUAUGAAAUGUGUAGUGUCCUGGCUUUCUCACAGUGGAUGUCACUUAAUAGUGGAGCUGAAGUCAAGAGAGAGGAGAACAUUUUAUGGCUG